This is a messenger RNA of Tripterygium wilfordii, 1823 nucleotides long. Its product is annotated as UDP-glucose iridoid glucosyltransferase-like. The record is from RefSeq and is a predicted model, not a curated record. NCBI's taxonomy places the organism in Eukaryota, Viridiplantae, Streptophyta, Magnoliopsida, Celastrales, Celastraceae. Gene Ontology annotation, molecular function: UDP-glycosyltransferase activity. The transcript is spliced from 2 exons. The coding region runs from base 149 to 1504 and encodes 451 amino acids.
CAUACAAAGUCACUUCAACAUAGAUAUUGGUCUCGGUAGCUAACAAACAAGCAAUCAAUUUCAUUGUGAUUUUCUUGUCGGAACACAAUCAUAUUCUGAUUGAAGGUCUGGUUCAAACCAAGUUCAUUACUAGUCAUACAGAGAGAAGAUGGCAGGGCAAGAGCAGAGGCGUCGCGGGGUAAUCCUAGUCCCUUUCCCAUAUCAAGGACACAUAAAUCCGAUGCUUCAGUUAGGCACCAUCCUUCACUCCAGGGGCUUCUCUAUCACAAUUAUCCACGCCAAAUUCAACUCCCCUGACCCCUCUAACAACCCUGAAUUCGUCUUCCAUUCCAUUCCGGACAACUUGUCUGUGAACCAAAAAUCUUCAGGGGACAUAUUGGGCAUCAUAUUGGCUUUGAAUUUCAAUUGUCAAACACCUUUCCAGGAAUGUUUGGUUCAGUUGAUUGAACAACAGGACCAACAUGGGGAGAUCUCCUGCGUUGUUUAUGACGAACUCAUGUACUUCUCUGAGUCGGUGGCUAGUCAUCUGAGGAUUCCGACCAUUAUCUUGCGCACGACUACAGCUGCCACUUUUGUUUCUCGCCUUACCCUGCAGAAUCUCAAGGCAGAAGGCUAUCUCCCUUUGCAAGAUUCCAUGUUGCUGGACCCAGUUCCUGAUCUUCAACAUCUCAGAUUCAAAGAUCUACCAAUAUCCAUAUUAGGGACACCAGAAAUUUUUUUUCAACUGAUAUCCCACGUGAGCAAUGUCAGAAAAUCUUCGGCUGUCAUUUGGAAUACCACAGAAUGCCUUGAGAAAUCACUACUGAUGCAGCUCAAGCAGCAUUUCCAAGUUCCAAUCUUUCCUAUAGGCCCUAUGCACAAAUUUGCACCUACUUCCUCCAGUAGUCUACUAGAAGAGGACACAAGCUGCAUUACAUGGCUUGACAAGCAAACCCGUAAUUCAGUAUUGUAUGUAAGUUUGGGGAGUUUAGCUUUGAUGGACAUCUCAGAACUAACAGAAAUGGCUUGGGGCCUUGCCAACAGCAAGCAACCUUUCUUGUGGGUUAUAAGGCCUGGUAUAGUUAAUGGUUCAAAAUGGAUUGAAUUCUUGCCUCGGGGUUUUGUAGAAUCCAUUGCUGAAAGAGGUUACAUUGUGAAAUGGGUUCCACAGAAGGAAGUGUUGGCACACGAUGCGGUGGGAGGGUUUUGGAGCCAUUGCGGCUGGAACUCUACUAUUGAGACUAUAUCCGAAGGGGUUCCAAUGAUAUGCAAGCCAUCCUUUGGAGAUCAAAGAGUGAAUGCUAGGUAUGUGAGUCAAGUGUGGAAAACAGGCCUACAUUUGGAAAAUAAUCUCGAAAGUCAUGAGGUGGAAAGAACCAUAAGAAGAUUAAUGGUGGAUGAAGAAGGAGAAGAGAUGAGACAUAGAGCACGGGAAUUGAAGGAGGAAGUUGAACAAUGUGUUAGGAAUGGAGGUUCGUCCAACAAUCAUUUAGAAGACUUUGUCAAACUUAUAAGCUCCUUUUAACAAGUUUUGUGGCCAUUCCCCGCUCUGUUCAACGCUGUGCCGGCCAGUUUUGUGAGACACUUGUAUUAAGCACUUUUGCAAGGCAGGCCUAGAACUGGAGCAAAAAAAUUCAAGAGUAAAAGCAAAGAAAUAUGUCGUGUUGGAUCAGGGUUUAAGUGUGUUUUUAUAUGUGAUAGGUUGGGCUUCCUCGAGUUGGCACUUGAGGAAGGCCUGGGAAUAAUGUCAUAUUAGAUCGCCCUCACGUGUUGGACGUUUUUUUAAUUUUACAAUCAGAAUUGUAUUAGUUUUUGAUUUGGAAUCCAAAACGGAUUAGGGUUUA